Arachis duranensis is the source of this 714-nucleotide messenger RNA. Its product is annotated as transcription factor GTE11-like. The coding region runs from base 1 to 714 and encodes 237 amino acids. The record is from RefSeq and is a predicted model, not a curated record. Gene Ontology annotation, molecular function: protein binding. Lineage: Eukaryota; Viridiplantae; Streptophyta; Magnoliopsida; Fabales; Fabaceae. The transcript has a single exon.
AUGAAGAAGGGUACUACUACUGAUGCAGUAAAGGAACGUGAAGAGAAGAAGAAACGAAGUUCUUCGGGUAUGGAUGAAUUCAAGAAUACGCAAUGUUCAGUAACGCUGAAAAGGUUAUUGGUUCAUCCAGACGGAGUGUAUUUCAAGAAAGGAAAGGCUUUGAUGGAUUUGGAGAGGGUUCAGCGGAAGCUGUGGAACAAUUUGUACAACAAAACUGAUCGAUUUGCUUCUGAUAUCAGAACGGUGUUUCGCAAUGUCAUGUCUCAGUACCCCUCGGAGCAUCAAGUUCAUCAAACCGCCGCGAAGUUAAGCGAUAUUUUCGAGACAAAGUGGAAGAAUUUGGAGAGAAGAUGGCUACCUGAGAAGGAAAAAAAGUUAGAGAAAGAAGAGCCAAAGCCUUUGAAGUCGAAUGCAGGGGAGAAAAGAAAACAACUUUCUCAUUCAGAUUUCUCAACUGCUAUUGCCAAAGCUAGAGUUUACUUGCAAAGGAAGAAACAGAGGAAGAUGAUGCAGAAAAUGGAGAGAACAAUUUCCUUUGAUGAUGCUUUCAAGUCCUUUCAGGAUUUGGAAAAAUUGUGUGGCCAUUCCCUGACACAUUAUUGGACAAAGAAAAAUCCAUUGUUGAAGAACCUCACAGGUUUGGUUCUUAAGGAAGAAGAUUUUGAAGACAACAACUUUCUUAGUGAGGAUUUGGAAGAAGGAGAAGUUUUUUGA